This is a messenger RNA of Hordeum vulgare subsp. vulgare (domesticated barley), 1611 nucleotides long. Its product is annotated as patatin-like protein 2. Gene Ontology annotation, molecular function: monoacylglycerol lipase activity; glycerophospholipase activity. NCBI's taxonomy places the organism in Eukaryota, Viridiplantae, Streptophyta, Magnoliopsida, Poales, Poaceae. The coding region runs from base 155 to 1432 and encodes 425 amino acids. Gene Ontology annotation, biological process: lipid metabolic process. The transcript is spliced from 5 exons. The record is from RefSeq and is a predicted model, not a curated record.
CCGCAUGCAGAGCGCCCGUGACUCGCACAGUGUCGGCGAGAGCAUCCAUUUAAAGCUAAUAAUGCAUCACCCAGUGCAAGUGCAACAGCUUGAAAAACAUUCUGCAAAGCCAAAGGGAUCUCUCUUUCGUAGCGCUAGAGGCUAGAGCGGAAGCAUGCCGGUCACGCAGGCGCCGGGGCGGAGCACGGCCGGGCCAGUGAACGUGGCGCGGCGCGAGCUGAGCAGCCGCGCGUGGUCGCCGUCGUCGUCGUCGCCCGCCAGCCCGCAGCCGCGCUACGGGAGCAUCGUCACCGUGCUCAGCAUCGACGGCGGCGGCGUCCGUGGGAUCAUCCCCGGCACCAUCCUCGCUUUCCUCGAGGAGAAGCUCCAGGAGCUUGACGGGCCGGACGUGAGGAUCGCGGACUACUUCGACGUGGUCGCCGGGACGAGCACCGGAGGCCUGGUGGCCGCCAUGCUCACCGCGCCCAACGCCGAGGGCCGCCCGCUCUUCGCCGCCAAGGACGUCAACAAGUUCUACCUCGAGCACUGCCCGAAUAUCUUCCCUGCCGUCUGCAAAGGACCUCUGGGCUGGCUCAAGAGCAUGAUGGGGCCCAAGUACAGCGGCCAGCACCUGCACUCGGUCGUCAAGAAGCUGCUCGGCGACACGACAGUCCAUCAGACGCUCAAGAACAUCAUCAUCCCCACAUUCGACAUCAAGCUCCUCCAGCCUACCAUCUUCUCAACCUAUGAUGCCACGAGGGAUGUCUCCAAGAACGCUCUUCUGUCGGAUGUCUGCAUUAGCACGUCGGCAGCACCGACCUACCUCCCCGGCCACCAUUUCGAGACGAAGGACAAAGACGGCAAGACCCGGGCCUUCAACCUAAUCGACGGAGGCGUCGUUGCUAACAAUCCGACGCUGUUGGCGAUGACCCACGUUAGCAAGCAGAUCCUGAUGGGCAACGAGGACUUUGUGCCCAUCAAGUCUGCUGAUUACGGCAAGUUCAUGAUCCUUUCGCUGGGCACCGGCUCUGCCAAGAUCGAAGAGAAGUUUGAUGCAGCUGAAUGCAGCAAGUGGGGCCUCCUGGGGUGGCUCUACAAGAGGGGUUCCACUCCGAUCAUCGAUAGCUUCAGCGAGGCCAGUGCCGACCUCGUCGACAUCCAAGCAUCUGUGCUCUUUCAGGCCCUGCAGUGCAACAAUUGCUAUCUCCGGAUCCAGCACGACGAGCUCACCGGCGAAAUGGCCUCCGUCGACGUGUCCACAUCGAAGAACCUUAACGGGCUCAUUGAUGUCGGCAAAGCAUUGCUGAAGAGACAAGUAUGCAAGGUGAACGUCGAGACGGGCAAGAACGAGCCCGAUCUAAAGAGGGGCACAAACGAGGAGGAACUGGACCGUUUUGCCCGCAUGCUGUCGAAAGAGCGCAAAGCUCGGCAGGUGGCCUACGAACGUAGAUAGUAUGAAUAUUUACCCUCGUAUGUAUUUGAUGAUCUAUGCAUGUUGGAUAUUUAUGUGGCUUUCAUCAUGUGUGGAGAUGGUUAUUGUCUAAUGUGGGAUUAUUCUUAUUUCUUUUUAAGAUUCUUAUAACUAUCAAAUGUUCGGAUUUUACCAAUAGAUCCGAACGAAUCCUUACUUCA